CAGACUGUCACAUUACCGCCAGCUGACGUCACACGCUGUUACAUGUGGAUAAGCUAUCUACAGCAUAACAUUUGAAUUUCAUAACCUGUGUCGUUUUGGUUGUAGUUAAUUCAGCAUAUUCAAAAGCUUACGGAAGCUGAGCGUCCGCAGUACAUUCAUAUGGGCCGACAAAAGACUACAGUUAUUAGAAAAACCGCUGCAACCAUCUAAACGUGCUAACCAAAGCGCUACUUUAGCAAAGGAAGGGAAAGUGCAGGCUACAUGACAUGGAGAACUACAGAAAAGCACGCACAGUCGAGCAGCCCUGCCCGUGUCCUUUCCCCGACCUGCCCAGCGACACUCCUGAAGUUCGAGUGAAGGAUGGCAGCAAAAUCCGCAACCUGAUGAGGUUUGCUUUAAGCCGUAUGGAGGAGAAAACAGCCUCCGCAGAUCAUUCAGGGCCUCAGGAAGGCUCAGAGGUGAGCAUCGGAUCGGGGGAGAAUCUGUGCCGCCAAAUUGUGUUCACGGGUGUGGGUCAGAGUGUGGCUAAAGCUAUCACGUGUGUGGAGAUCAUGAAACGCCGUGUACACGGCCUACACCAGCACACCAAAUUGGUCUAUCGCACGGUUCAGGAGGUCUGGGAGCCCCUGGAGCCCGAGGCCGGCUUGGACAGUCUCACAGUCAGCAGAAAUGUUCCCAGUAUAUGGGUUUUGCUCUCCAGAGACUCACUUGAUAAGAACCAGCCAGGUUACCAAGCUCCAGGUUCUUUUGAUGCCUUGUGGGCUCAGGCUCUCAGAGAGGAAGCAGCAGCUCCGAAACAUGGACAGAGAAGGAAGAGGGGAGGAACAGGGGCUGGAAGGACAGAAGGGUCUGGGAGAGGAAAGGGUCCACGCAAGCACCCGGGUCGACCUGGAGAACCACGUAAACCUCUAGGUCAUGCUGGGGGAGGGCAGGAUUGAAUCUGUGUUGCGGCUUCCUACCAUACCUUGGUUCAUAUUGAGGUUUUUCCUUUUUGAAGUUGCAUAUCUUGAGAAUGUCUGUCAUCAAAUUGAGAGUUUAAAAGAGCAAUACAUAAUAAGUCCCUUGAUGGUUCACCUAAAAAUAAAAUUCUUUUGUUAUUGAUUCAUCCAAAGCUGUUUUUUUUAAAUAAAUUAAACUGACUUCAGAAAA
Messenger RNA from Carassius carassius (crucian carp), 1149 nucleotides. Its product is annotated as ribonuclease P protein subunit p25-like protein. Lineage: Eukaryota; Metazoa; Chordata; Actinopteri; Cypriniformes; Cyprinidae. Bases 267 to 938 code for a protein of 223 amino acids. Gene Ontology annotation, molecular function: RNA binding. Gene Ontology annotation, cellular component: ribonuclease MRP complex. The record is from RefSeq and is a predicted model, not a curated record. The transcript has 2 exons. Gene Ontology annotation, biological process: tRNA 5'-leader removal.